AUGCUAAAGGCAUCCUAUCUCAUCCAUCUAUCCAAUCAUCCAUCCAUCCACCCAUCUACCCAUUCUUCCACCCAUUCAUCCACCUACCCAUCCAUCUAUCCAUCUACUCAUCCAUCCAUCCAUGCGUCUAUCCAUUCAUCCACCCAUUCAUCCACCUACCCAUCCACCCAUCCAUCUACUCAUCCAUCUACCCAUGCAUCUAUCCAUUCAUCCACCCAUUCAUCCACCUACCCAUCCACCCAUCCAUUUACUCAUCCAUCCAUCCAUGCAUCUAUCCAUUCAUCCACCCAUUCAUCCACCUACCCAUCCACCCAUCCAUCUACUCAUCCAGCCAUCCAUAUAUCUAUCCAUUCAUCCACCCAUUCACCACCUACCCAUCCACCCAUCCAUCUACUCAUCCAUCCAUCCAUGUAUCUAUCCAUUCAUCUACCCAUUCAUCCACCUACCCAUCCACCCAUCCAUCUACUCAUCCAUCCAUCCAGGCAUCUAUCCACUCAUCCACCCAUUCAUACCUACCCAUCCACCCAUCCAUCUACUCAUCCAGCCAUCCAUAUAUCUAUCCAUUCAUCCACCCAUUCAUCCACCUACCCAUCCACCCAUCCAUCUACUCAUCCAUCCAUCCAUGUAUCUAUCCAUUCAUCCACCCAUUCAUCCACCUACCCAUCUACCCAUCCAUCUACUCAUCCAUCCAUCCAUGCAUCUAUCCAUUCAUCC
Mustela erminea (ermine) is the source of this 714-nucleotide messenger RNA. RefSeq names its product spore coat protein SP85-like. The record is from RefSeq and is a predicted model, not a curated record. Lineage: Eukaryota; Metazoa; Chordata; Mammalia; Carnivora; Mustelidae.